AAUAUAAAACAUUGCAUUGAGGUUGACUAUGAAGAAGAUUUUCAUAAAUGCAAAGUCAGUUGUUCCUCUUAGCUUGAAUUGUGUCUAUUUUCGAACAAACUGAAAGUUGGUAUUAUGUGCAUUUCCCAAGUGACAGAUCUUAUCUACCAAAGCAGAACAAUUCAUACCUUGUUUGUAUAUGGAUAUUUAACAUUCUUUUUUACCUGUUGGCGAUGACAGUGCAAACACAGCAGGGAAAGUCAAAAUUUACCCUGGAUAAACCAAGCUAGUCCCAGGUGGACAAGAAUCGAACCAGGAAAUAUGGCCUUAGUUAUGAAAAAAAGUAUUGCACACAAAGAGAGCAGCAGAAAAUAACACCCGAGUCGUGGUAAAGAGAAUUUAUCAUUAGGGACAAUUGUUGUAUAGUUGAUUAUACACCUUUGUUUUGUAAGCAAAUACAAGCAACACGCCGUCCUACACAUGAGGCUACCGAGAUUCUAUCAACAGAAAAUCAAUGCAUCGACACAAAACGUUGUCAUGAUUUUGUAGACUCGCGACAGUAGGAAUCAUGGAACUUCCAAUUUAGAGGUCUGGAUUAGAGUGAAAUUCAAAACUUAAAAAAAAUGAGUUUAAUGUGUGGAUUUGCUGGAAAAAUUGACCAAAAUGUAACCGAAAUAGCAAAUUGUUCCAUGAAUUGUUCUACAUUAAACUGGAUGAAUAGUACUUCCACAAUGAGUUGGAUUAGUACAAAGAAUGUGAUAAAUUCUGGGAUGAUGUUUGCCAGUGGUUUCUUUGGGAAUCUGUUAGCUUUAAUUGUGUUGCUGAAGUCCAGUAAGGAGCAGAGAAGGACGAUAUUUUACCGCCUGGUCGCCGGACUGACCAUUACGGAUUUGAUAGGGACCACUUUGGUCUCGCCUGUCGUUAUAACGGUAUAUGUGAAGAAAAUGUGGAUAGGCGGCGACUACUUAUGUACGUAUUUUGGAUUUAUGAUGAUAAUGGCAGGAUUUUCAACCAUGACAAUCGUAUGUGCUAUGUCUAUAGAACGGAUAUUGUGCAUAAGACAUCCUUACAUAUAUUAUACUCGACUAUCGAAAAAACAUGCCACUUUUAUUUUAGUCGGGUGUUGGGUGAUAUCGGCAAUCAUAGCUUCAUUGCCUCUUUUGGGAUUUGGAGAAUUUGUUAGAAAAUACCCCGGAACAUGGUGUUAUUUUGACUACUACUCCAAAGAGCCAGUUCACAUAGCAUUUAACUACUUUAUCAGUAUUUUAGCCAUGAGUAUUAUUAUUGUCACAAUGGGGUGCAAUUUGACUGUCAUUUACACAAUUCUGAAAAGCAGACAAAAACAGGGAAUUCUACGGAAGGAGGAUGGUACAUCGCGGUCCAUUCAUGGCGCCAGCAAGCGUUACGCAGAAUGUCAGAUGCUCAUACUGUUGGUAGGGAUAACUGUUGUCUUCAGUGCCUGCUACGCCCCGCUUUACGUUAGAAUUAUAAUGAACCAAACAGGCCUUGUCUGUAAUACCAUCCUGGAUUUACAACUGAUCCGCCUCGCCUCAUUUAAUCAAAUCCUAGAUCCUUGGGUUUACAUACUCCUCAGGCGAGAACUUCUAUGGAAAAUAAUAUCUGGUGUGAAAUAUAUUUUUAAUCGGGACCAGUCUGACAUGAAUACCUUAAAACAGAAAUCAUUUGAUGUAGACAGUGCCAACUGCUGUUUGUUUUGCUUUCACUGUUUGUGUGACCCGCCUGUGGUCCGUCAACGAUCAGGAUCCGUUUUUUCUCAAGACAGCCAAUACAUCCGUACAUGCCCAGGAAGGAAUACCCUAAAUGCUUCUAGUGUUUCUAACCUGAAAAGCACCUCAUUGACCUCUUUAAAUGGACGUCAGUCAGCCCCACUGCGGGUCUGCUCAGCGAAUGACGUGCAUAUGUUACUGCUCAAUAAUACAGUGAGAAAGCACGCAGCGUCCAGGAGUACUAACACACGGUUUGUGGAUGACAUUGAAAACGAUUAACAUUAAUGUAAAUUCUUAUACACCGUUAAUGUCUCAACUAACUGUCAUGUACAAUCAAUUUUUACAUUGCUUUUUACUUUAUGUUUAUUACUACAUAUAUGUAUGUAUUUUAAAUGUACGUUUUCUAAAGACAUUUUUUACAUUCCAGACAGUAAA
Molecule: messenger RNA, 2141 nt
Organism: Saccostrea cuccullata (small rock oyster)
Lineage: Eukaryota; Metazoa; Mollusca; Bivalvia; Ostreida; Ostreidae
Product: prostaglandin E2 receptor EP4 subtype-like
Exons: 4
Coding region: 603-1985 (460 amino acids)
Biological process (GO): adenylate cyclase-activating G protein-coupled receptor signaling pathway; positive regulation of cytosolic calcium ion concentration; inflammatory response
Cellular component (GO): plasma membrane
Molecular function (GO): prostaglandin E receptor activity
Source: RefSeq, a predicted model, not a curated record